Portunus trituberculatus (swimming crab) is the source of this 3898-nucleotide messenger RNA. Its product is annotated as sodium-coupled monocarboxylate transporter 1-like. Gene Ontology annotation, biological process: transmembrane transport; sodium ion transport. Gene Ontology annotation, cellular component: membrane. The transcript has 13 exons. Lineage: Eukaryota; Metazoa; Arthropoda; Malacostraca; Decapoda; Portunidae. Bases 1781 to 3592 code for a protein of 603 amino acids. Gene Ontology annotation, molecular function: symporter activity. The record is from RefSeq and is a predicted model, not a curated record.
UCCACCUGCAAAGCAAUAAGUUUUACAAUCUAGUUCUUCACAACUUAAAAAUGUGGAAUGAAUGCAUUGUGAAUCUUUUGCAAAAGUGAGGAUAUAAGAGUAUGAAUGAGUUGAACUAUAUAGGUUGAUUGUAUUAGUUAACACAUUAGGUAAAGUGUUUCAGUUAGUGUUGAAUCAGAUUGUGUACAUGGAUUCCGUGACUUGGAGUGCUAGGUGAAGAACAGAAUGAUUUCUGUAUGAAUGGCAGACCUGAGGAUAAGGAGUUUGUGGUGAAAGAAACAGUUGAGAAAAAAAGGAUGGAUUUAAACUGUACAUAGGUUCUCUGAAUAUAGAGAAAGCAUACAACAAAGUGAAUAGAGAAAUAUUAGGUAGAGUCUUAGGAAUGAUUGGGUUGAGUGCAAAGAUAAUUAUAAUCAACACAUUGUGUAGCCUUUAUAUUGACACAUGUUAACAUGAGCUAAAUACAGACCAGGGGAUAUAGAAACUGGCACCACAUGUUAUACACACUCAACCUUAACUACAAGUGUUCACUUAUUAUUGUAAAUUCACACAAAAGAAACAUUCAAUGGGAUUGGGAGAGACUGGUUUUAAAUUUGACAGCAAAGUUCUAAAGGUGUUAUGAUAGUCUGUUUUUGCUUUGAGGUGUCUUAUGUUAUUCAUGGGAUUUGUUAUUUCUUUAGUUAUUUUUUUAUUAAUUUGGGCAGAUAUUUUUUCUUUACUAUCUUUCACUAUUUUUUCAUUGAAUUUACAGGUUUACAUCCAUACCAAGAAAAAUGUAUUGAUAGGUCAAACCACAGUGCAAAACUCCCAGAACUUCAAGAGAUUUGCUAGUCUCAUGAGGGAGUGAGAUUUCAUGUUGAAGGUGUUCAGUAAAGGGUUUAGAUAUCAAACUCAAAAUAUACUACAAUAGAAAAUUUUGUUUGAAGACUGGCUUGAUUUUAUAGAAAUAAGUAUGCUCUUAUUUGUACUAACAAUAAAGGGUAAGAUUGAAUGUUAAUGUAGAAAGCAUUUAAUUACCUUGAUUUAAGUAAAUACCUUGAUUUACCUACUUUCAUGCAAGAAGCUCUUCAUCAUCAUAUUGACUUGUAACAAUUAUGGAAAAUUUAUGGAAUAUUUUGGAGACCUGAGAAGAUAAUCAGAGUUAAUGUAUCUCCUUGCAGCUCAAAGAGAUUUUCUCUCAUAAUCAAAUGACAAUCGGCAUAAUGAGUAAAUAUCUCUAAUAUGAUUCCAUCACUCAUGUGACACUAAUGUUGACUAGUGUAUAAGACUAAUAGAAACAAGGCGUGUAUAGUAUAUUGAUAUAUACAUUCUAAGUAUUGUUUUACUGUAGCAAUAGAAAGUAAGAUUUUCUUCAAACAUUUUAGUCUAAAUUACAGUUCAGCUGCUUCACGAAAUGAGUGUUCAAGCCAGUGAUGGUAACAUGAAGCUUUUGAAGGCUAUACGCAACCCUGUCACAGCUCACCUCCCUGCUGGGUGCAAGAAGAUUGGCACCUCUUUCACUGCUAAGAAACUUGUCAAUCCACGAGAGAUUGUUCCUGAGAAUAAUCCCAUUGUAAUUGUGAUUGGAUCCAUGGCUCAUGGGAAGGUGGAAGUAUAUUAUUUUGAAGAAAUUGCAAUAUCAAGGUACCACUUGUCUGUAGCGUUAACCUGUGCCUAAGUGUGCAGUGGUUUUGAAGAAGUGUGGGGCGUCAAGUAGGAGUGUGGCCAGCUGCUAUAGACAGGUGCUCCAGUUAUCUCGUGCUUGUGCCAACGUGCCAAGUCUGUGAGCGACACACACGCCAUGGCAAGCAGUGGAUUGGGAGUUGGGUUCAGUGGAUGGGACUGGGCUGUGUUUGUGGUGACCUUGAUGGCGUCUCUUGGUACCGGAGCGUUUGCAGGAUGGGUGGCGCGACGGAAGACUAAGAAAAGCGACGUGAAGGGCACAGCGGCAGAGUUUCUGAUGGGGGGAAGAGAGCUGAAUCUUUUCGCUGUGGCUCUUUCCACUAUGAUCGGUGCCUUAUCAUCCAUUUCAAUCUUAGGCAACUCCGCUGAGAUGUACGCCUACGGAACACAGUUGUGUAUGAGCCUAAUCGGCACCGCCCUCGGGGCUGUCUUCGUACACUUAGUGAACCUGAGAGUAUUCUACCCUCUGAAAAUUACCAGUGUUUACACGUACAUAGAGAGACGGUUCCAGUCGAGGGCGUUGACGUACUUCAUUGUGUACUCCACCUUUGUGGGCACUUUCUUCUACGUGGGCCUGUGUGCCUACACUCCCUCGCUGGCCAUGGAGACGAUGACUGGCGUGCCCGCUUGGGUGUCCAUCAUUAUCAUGGGAGUGGUCUGCACCAUCUAUUCCUCCUUGGGCGGCGUGCGGGCGGUGGUCUACACGGACAUCCUGCAGGUGUUUGUGAUGAUGGGAGGCGUGGUGACCAUCUUGGUGACGGCUGUGGUGGAGGUGGGCGGCAUGGGGAGGGUGUUCGACAUUGCCAGGGAGCACGGCAGGAUAGAGCUCUGGAACGUCAAUCCUGACCCCCUGCAGCGUCACAGUCUAUGGCUGGUCAUCAUGCAAGGCUACUUCCUGGUGCUUCUAGUAUUCGGGAUGGGCCAGCCUCAAGUGCAACGCAUAUGCUCCGUCUCCACCUGGCGCAAGGCUAUUGGGGCUCACUAUCUCAACAUCGCCAUAUUCAUCACUUCGAUGGUUUCCUUCUACCUGUUGGGUUUGUCCGUCUAUGCCGUCUACGCAGACUGCGACCCUCUAGCAACAGGAGAGAUCUCGAAAGCUGAUCAGCUCGUGCCUUUCUAUGUCAGUGAUCGCCUUUCGGGAUAUUAUGGAUUGCCUGGACUUCUCAUAGCCUCUCUCUACGCCGGUGGACUGAGCUCAUACUCCUCACAAAUCAAUGCCGUAUCUGCCGUCAUGUGGGAGGAUUUCUUCAAAAACUCUGCGUGGGUGGCAUCCAUGAAGGAGGAGCGACGACCCUACGUCAACGUGCUAGUCAGUGCCAUCACAGGGACGCUUGGCGUGGUGGCUGGCAUUGUGUCCACGCAGGUGGGCGGAGUAUUCCAGGCGGGGCAGACCAUCCUGGGUACCAUCAAUGCCCCACAGCUUGGCCUCUUCCUGUUAGGGAUGUGCUGCCCCUUUGCCAAUAAGAUAGGCGGCAUGGUAGGCAUGGCCGCGUCUCUCGCCUUCAACUUCUGGGUCACGCUGGGCGCCAUGUUCAGUGGCGUUUCUGCUCCAACUCUUGAUUUCUCCGAUGACGGUUGUGCCCUUUCCACAUCCCCUAAUUCAUCCUUUCCUCCAACCUCUCCCUUCACCGAGUCACCAAGCACUUACUCCACGUCGUUUGUUCCCCCGACAGAACCGCCACAAGAUCCGUACGUGUUUCCACUGUACCUGAUGUCCUACACGAUGUAUUCCUUCGUCGGUGUCUCCAUCACCGUCUUCGUCGGCGCUGUCACUUCUCUUCUUACUAAUCCAUGGACGACAAAGAAGGCGGGGAAGAUCUACCUCCACCCAACCUUCUACGCCCUUCAGAAGAGAUGGGAAAAUCGCAGGUCUAACACGGAUCCUCCAUUCAAAAGCACACAAGACCUCGUGUCAAUGGAGAAAUUCUGAGAGAUUGGCUGGGAAGAUGUGAGAAAGCAGCAGGUAUGGGCAGGUGAUUUGAGGCUGUUAGGAUUAGCGUUAGCCUUCGUGGUAGAUAUGAUGGUAGAAGUAGUGAUGACGGUAGUGGUGAUCACGGUGGUAAUGUGUUCGGUGUAAAUUCAUUUGUAUCGUAUUGAAUAGUGUAAUCAUAAUCGCUAUUAAAGUAAGUAUUGUUUCAUUAUUUUCUGUACUAAAUGCAUAAGCGGCACGUAAUAUUUAUUUAUUUUCUUCUUUCUUGUUAGAAUAGCUUGACAUUGAAUAAGUAUGAUGUUGUUU